Lichtheimia ornata is the source of this 1041-nucleotide messenger RNA. RefSeq lists its product as uncharacterized. Bases 1 to 1041 code for a protein of 346 amino acids. Gene Ontology annotation, molecular function: protein dimerization activity. The record is from RefSeq and is a predicted model, not a curated record. The transcript has 2 exons. Lineage: Eukaryota; Fungi; Mucoromycota; Mucoromycetes; Mucorales; Lichtheimiaceae.
AUGUACAAUGUGCAGUUCCAACAGCCAUCUUAUGGUACACAACGCUCAUCGUCUCAGCAACAGCAACAGCAACAACAACAAGACGUGAAUGCUGCGGCUGCCAUGGGGAAUGACCAUAAGGCUUUUCCUUCACCCUUAACAACCUCUUCCAUGGAUUCACCCCCGACGCAUCAAAAGAUACAACAUCAUGCACCAGCCUCACCUAAGCCAUAUCCAUCUUCCUCCUCAUCCGCUACUGCAGGUCGUGUUUAUCAUCAUCCUCCUCAACAACACCAACAUCCUUAUAAUACACCCACACCAGGCUAUGCCCAGCCAUCGCCAGCUGCUAUGGCCGCCGCAGCUGCAGCUGCAGCUGCAUCUUCUAUGCGUAAGGAUAUGUAUUAUGGUCAAGAUGAUCCACAACAGCAACAAGGAGAUCCUUGGGAUUCACCCUCUUUCAAACAACAACAGCAACAACAGCAACAGCAACAACAACAACAAUUAUCAGAUGGAGGAGGAGGAGGAGGAGGAGUGGAUGAAGAACUUCAACAACGAAACAUGCAGCAAUUGUUUGAGAAAAAGCGACGAAGACGAGAAUCCCACAAUGCCGUUGAACGUCGACGUAGGGACAAUAUUAAUGAGCGUAUCAAUGACCUUGCCACCUUGUUACCCGAUCGAGAUGCGACCAAAUUGAACAAAGGCACCAUCUUGCGUAAAUCUGUCGAUCAUAUCAGGAUUUUACAUGAACGUCUUUCUGAAUAUCAACAACGCAUCCAAGAACUCGAAUCAGUACUUUCAAUGUAUCGUGGUAGUAGUAGUGGACCACCAUCACAUCUUAUGGAUCAUCACCACCACCAUCAACAACCUAUUCCACCACCACCACCUCAACAACAACAACACCCACGUCAUCCUCAUCAUCAGCAUCAGCAUCAUCAAGAUCAACAGGUUGCUGCUGCUGCCGCUGCCGCUGCUGCUAUGAUACCCUCUGGUCAUCCACUUGAUUUAUCUGAUAUGCAAACCCAUCUUGGUGGUUCACAUGAUCCAUUUCGACGCGACGAGUAA